Messenger RNA from Debaryomyces fabryi, 2082 nucleotides. Its product is annotated as anaphase promoting complex subunit 2. The transcript has a single exon. Gene Ontology annotation, biological process: ubiquitin-dependent protein catabolic process. Gene Ontology annotation, molecular function: ubiquitin protein ligase binding. The record is from RefSeq and is a predicted model, not a curated record. Bases 1 to 2082 code for a protein of 693 amino acids. NCBI's taxonomy places the organism in Eukaryota, Fungi, Ascomycota, Pichiomycetes, Serinales, Debaryomycetaceae. Gene Ontology annotation, cellular component: anaphase-promoting complex.
AUGACUACUAUACCUCUUUCGAAAGAAAUAUUUAAUCAAGUGAUUCCAAUUCCUACACUCCAAGAUUUGGCGGCUAAUUCUUCAAGUUCAGAUCAACAAUCAAAUAAUAUAGAAAAUGAUAUUGAUUACUUGCUUCAUUGGCUAAGUCCAUUUUGGCCCGACAAUACUAUGUUUGUUGAGCCAUCGGCCAGAGUCAAGGCUGCUGUUAGAAGCUGCCUCAGGGAUGAGGCUAGUCAAUUGGAUUUUGUCAAGUUAUACGGAAAUUCUAUUAAACCGAAGUUUUUUGAAGAAUUAUCACCUUUAUUGUUGGAUGAUAGAGUUUCAUUGAUUGAAGCAAUUGACAAAAUUAAGUUUAUAAAGGAUUACUAUAGCCAAUAUAUCAAGUAUUUGAAUUUGAAUAAAUUGCCUUAUGAUAUACUAACGAGGAACCUAAAUUCAUUAUUUCAUUCAAUCUUAGUCGAAAAUAAGAAGUCCAAGUUUAUAAACAAGCUAACCAAUUAUCUAUAUGAAAUGUUGUUUGGUUCUGAAAGAAGCCUACAAGGCCCAGUGCAGAAUUAUAUUCAGGUAUUAUUAUCUAUUGAAUUAGUCGAUGAAUUGAAUUCAAUAAUAAUAGGCUUAUCAAUUAAACAAAUAAAGGAUUAUAUACUUGCAACAUGUACAAAAGUAUGGAAUAAACCAUUGUUGGAAGAAAUCAAUCAUUGGAUUAAACUGGAUUUAUUUCCCAGCUUUAAUUUGGUAAUGAGACUAUCCAGUUUUGACUUUUCGGAGAAGUAUUUAUAUGAUUUAAUUAAAAUUGCCCAUGACGAACUAGUUUCAUUACGGAUAAAAGAGAUAUUCGAUCUUGUGGUAGAUUAUCCAAAUUCAUAUGUUGCUUUAUCAGAAUUGCACCAAUGUCUCCUGUUCAAGCUCAACUCUCAUAAUACCGGUAGUAAUAUAUCCAACUUGAGCACUGUUAUCAAUUCAAACAUAAAUACGUCUGAAAUUGAUUCUGCAAAUUCAUUAAUAUCUAUUUCAAAUCUUUCAUCCAUACUCAUAAACAAUUCGGCAAGUUCGCAAGCGUAUCAAAGAGCUAAGUUGGUAGAUACAUUUAUACAACUAUGCCAUGAAGAAUUGCUUCAUUCGGGAGCAAAUACUGUGGAUGUCAUAACAUGUUACACGUCUACAAUCAAGUCGUUUUUAAUUAUUGAUCCAAAGGGUGUAUUACUCGAUAGAGUAGUUAGACCGAUCAGAAGAUAUUUAAAAACAAGAGAAGAUAUUAUUAUUAAAUUGGUGCAUGGCUUAUUGGAUCAAAGUGAAAACAAUGAUCUACUUGAAUUAGCUCAAGAAUUAAGAAAGGGAAAGAAGAAGACAAUUAUAGCAGAUGAUUUCAUGGAUUUGACCUGGGUACCUGAUCCUAUUGAUGCAUUGCCCGACUUCAAAAAAAGCAAGGUGACAGAUAUAAUAGAAUCGUUAAUAUCAAUUUUUGACCUGAAAGAAAUAUUUAUAAAUGAAUUCACUCAAUUAUUUGGUCAAAAGUUGAUUAAUUUACACGAUUAUGAUGUAAAAGAUAUAACUGAUCAUCUAGAUUUAUUAAAAUUACGAUUUGGAGAGAACGAAUUUACAACUUUAGAUAUUAUGAUUAAAGAUAUCGAACAAAGUAAAACGACAAAUGAAAAGAUAAAUUGUGACAAGGAGUACUUGUUUCACUCGACAAUUCUUUCCCAUUUAUAUUGGCCUUCGGUUUGUGAAAAUAUCUCACAUAAUGAUAACUUUAAACUACCAGAUGCUAUUUUGAAUCAGUUCGACAGCUUUGAUAAAGAUUAUGCGGAGGUUAAAAAGGGACGAGGUUUAAAGUUAAUUCCUAGCCUAGGAUUGGUUAAACUUAAAUUACUGAUUAGGAAAACUAAUUUAUCAUUUGAAGUAACUCCUGAUAAAGCGUCAGUAAUAUCGUUAUUUGACGACAAAGUUGAUGAAUUGACGUUAGCAAACAUCUCCAACCUCUUAGAUAUGCAACCCUAUGUUGCCUCAAAAGCUAUAGACUACUGGGUAAAGCAGAAUGUUUUGAAGGAAACAUCUAAAGAUACCUACAUGGUAAAUGAGUGA